AUGGAUUGGGCGCGGUGUUUCAGCCCCGGCAGACAAGAAGACUCCUUCCCUCCAUUGCCAACCACAUCCCUCAAGAAAUUCACCUACAAGAAACUCAGAAAAUCCACCGGAAAAUUCAACGCCGCCAACAGAAUCGGCGAAGACACCUACAAGGGAACCCUCCGGCGCCGCAUCCACCACCUCACCCACCCCGUCCCCGACGCCCCCAAGACGACGGAGAUCAUCGUCCGCAACCUCAGCCGCGGCCUCCUCCCCGGCGAUCUCCCCAAAUGCCUCCACGAAAUCAAGAAACUCGAGACGAUCUCCCACCCCAACCUCGUCCCCCUCCUCGGCUACUGCGCCGAGCCCCGCCGCGAAGACCGCGCCUAUUGCUUCCUCGUCUUCGACGUCGUCAAGAACGGCAGCGCCCACGACCGCCUCCUCGACUACGACAACCCCCACAAACCCAUUUCCUGGGAAAGGCGGAUUAGAAUCGCAAUCCAAACCGGCCUCGCCAUGGAACACCUCCACGAAAACGGCGUAAUGUACCGAACCUUCGGCUCCCGGAGAGUCCUUUUAGACUCGGAAUUAAACGUCAAGCUAUCCUACGCCGUCUUCCCCAAGCUAAACGUGUACAAAACCAUAGCCGAUCUUCACAAAGACGAUCCCAAUUUAACGCCGGAAACCGUCACGAUGUUCUUAUCCCGGGCGCCGGAGCUCUUUACCUCGUACUCGACCACGAAGGAGAACGACGUUUACGGGUUUGGGGUUUUCCUGUGCGAGCUCCUCAUGGGGAAGCCGCUGUCGUCGGAGCCGGACCCAGAAACUCCGGUGCUGGAUCUGCUGAUGAAGUGCUUCUCCGACCGGAACAUCAUGGAAACGAGCAUGGAUCCGAGGUUGACCAGGGGAGAACAAAGGUUUUAUGAUCCGGGGACUGUGCUGAAGAUGGUGACGAUCGCCGGAAUGUGCCUGCAGAAACGGCCUGAAGCUCGGCCUUCCAUGAAGCAGAUCAACAAGUUGCUGGACAAGAUUUCUGAGUCCAAGGUCGAGUAUGGCAAUGAAGAUUUAGAGUCUUUCGACCACUAA
Ipomoea nil (Japanese morning glory) is the source of this 1065-nucleotide messenger RNA. RefSeq names its product probable receptor-like protein kinase At3g55450. Gene Ontology annotation, biological process: protein phosphorylation. Gene Ontology annotation, molecular function: ATP binding; protein kinase activity. The transcript has a single exon. The record is from RefSeq and is a predicted model, not a curated record. Bases 1 to 1065 code for a protein of 354 amino acids. NCBI's taxonomy places the organism in Eukaryota, Viridiplantae, Streptophyta, Magnoliopsida, Solanales, Convolvulaceae. Gene Ontology annotation, cellular component: plasma membrane.